Messenger RNA from Jaculus jaculus (lesser Egyptian jerboa), 1115 nucleotides. It is a transcript of the gene Cdc42ep5, whose product is annotated as CDC42 effector protein 5. Bases 581 to 1042 code for a protein of 153 amino acids. The transcript has 3 exons. The record is from RefSeq and is a predicted model, not a curated record. NCBI's taxonomy places the organism in Eukaryota, Metazoa, Chordata, Mammalia, Rodentia, Dipodidae.
CCCCCAACAGCUGCAAUCUGGAAGAAAUUACUCUUCUAAACAUCCAGACUUCCCGGGUUUCAGGAAAUUCCAAGCUGGGCAGGGGGAGGGGCCGGGCUGGGGGCGCGCCCUCCAUCCCCCCCCCCCGUAAGCUCUGCGCCUGUUUUGUGCACACCCAGUCCAGCCUCCUCCCUGGUCCCCACAGUCAGCCCACCGGGGCCUCGGCUUCUCCACCACCAGAGCUUUCUAGUCCUUUAAAUCCUAGAGGCAAACUUUUUUUUGGGGGGGGGGGGUAGUAAGGAAGGCUGGGAGGGGCCUGUGGUUUAACCCUCUCGGCCCGGGACAAUGAACUGACUGAGAAGGAAGGACUCUGCAGCCUGGGCGGGGACGCCGCGCUAGCUUGGGCUCCAAGGAUGGCCCCCGAGAGGGGCUAAUCUUCAGUCCCGGUGCAGGUGAGAUCCCGCCCGGGGCAACCAGGAAGGCCAGGGCUGGAGUCCAGGAGGCAGAGGCAGAGGCAGACUGCCAGGCAGGGAGGGGUCGCAGCUUGCGUGGGAGCCCCAGCGCACCCGCCCAGCGCUCCCAGUUCACUCAGGACCCCGAGAUGCCCGUGCUGAAACAGCUAGGUCCCGCGCAGCCCAAGAAGCGACUGGAGCGCGGGGCGCUGUCUAUCUCGGCGCCGCUCGGUGACUUCCGGCACACACUGCAUGUGGGACGCGGCGGCGACGCCUUCGGGGACACCUCUUUCCUGAGCCGCCACGGGGGCGGGCCGCCCCCGGAACCCCGCGCACCGCCCUCGGGGACUCCGCACUCCCCUCCGCCGCCCGCAGCACCCCAGCCCCCAUCGCCCAGCCUCCGCACACCCUCGCCCGCAGACCCAUUGCUGUCCUUCCACCUGGACCUAGGCCCUUCCAUGCUGGACGCGGUGCUGGGCGUCAUGGACGCGGAGCGCGCCACGGCUACCCCCGCCAAACCCGAUGGGGAUGCCCACCCAGGGACGCAGCACCCCAGGGCCCGCGGUCGCCCCAACGCUGACCACGAGCUGGACGACGUCAUUGGUCUGUAGCGCCCUAGUUUCCGCACCCUUCCUGCCUAGCAGCCACUUCUGUACACAUAAACAGCCGAGGUUUGCACACUGA